Messenger RNA from Ectocarpus siliculosus, 6954 nucleotides. The record is from the annotation of a GenBank genome assembly. NCBI's taxonomy places the organism in Eukaryota, Phaeophyceae, Ectocarpales, Ectocarpaceae.
AUGUCGGACGGAGGAAGAGGAGAGGAGCUUGACCCGAACGUUGAAAGCCUGAGGCUCUGCGUCGAGCAAGGCAGGACGAUCCACACCGAAGCCAACGGCUUCCGGCUGGGCGAUGGCAAGCUUCUUCCCAAGGACACAAUCUGCGAGUGCCCCUGGCUGGUCAAGGACGCGGAGACGAGGCAGAUGGUGCUCGAGUGCGCCAGGCUGGCCACGCUUGUGCUCCUGGUUCAGAGCCCGCCGGGGCACACGUGGUCACAGUACAUGCAAGCGUCGAAGAGGGCAAGGGUUCCGGCCCUCUCCCUGUGGUCGUUCAAAAGCGCUCAGAGAUUCUUCUCGUUGGGCGCCAGCGCCUCCCCUUCCCCCGCCCGAGCCACCCUGAACCACGCCAGCCGGACGCCGAGAUCGUCUUCGAUCCGUCGUGCCGGCGGCGGCGUGUCGCCGUCCUCGAUCUCCCCGAAGCCGUUCGCUCGCAAGUCCGGGUUUGGUUGGGGGGCGAGGCGCUUGUUCUCCGGGCAAGGCUCUGCUGCCGCCGGUGGCGAGGGCGUGGCCGGUGAUGAUGGUGAGAGCGACGCCGGGGUGAGUGAUGGCGCUGUCGACGGUGACGUUGCUGACGCGCGCAGCACCGCCGGGCUCGAGACGAAGGAGGACUGCGAACCGCUGCCGCAACCACAAGAGCAAGAGCAAGAGGGGCUCGAGCAGCAGCAGCAGGAGGAGGAGGAGGAGGAGGACGAGCAUGAGCGAGAGCUGGAGCUUGAGCUGGAGCACACGGUUGCGCAGCCGCUGGUGACGAUAAUGGAGUCGUCGCCGCCGCCAUCGUCGCCAUCUUCCGCAUCGUCAUUGGAAGACGAAACGAUUCCAGGACCGGAGCAAAGCUCAGCAGCCGCUGUGGGCUCUCCCGGACCUUCCCCCUCCACCGCACCAGGAUCAACAAGAGCGGGAGUUGGCCCAGGUCUGGCGGUUCACGAAGAGGAGAGCUCGGAUCCCGGCACCACCGCCGCCGCCGCCGCCGCCGCCGCCGCAGAUCCUGCCACGGUUACGCCGACUAACCCGCUCGCUAGUCCCCCGAGCACGCCGACCGCCAGCGGUAGCGCCCCCGACACUACCGGCGGUACCGCCUCCGUCGCCAGCCCCUUCGUCACUCUGAGGAGCGCUGCCGGUGCGACAACGAAGACUGGAGAUCCCGCUGCCGCCGCGGGUAACCGUGAGACGGCCGCGGCCGUAGAGGUCGCCCCGACGGGGCCCCUGAACGAAGAACCGGCGGCGGCGGCGGCGGUUGCAGAUUCUCUGGCGGCGGAGUGGCCAGACGAAGCAGGAGCGGCGGAGGGAUCCCUCUGCGACCCAGGAGGGAUGGCAAGGGAGUCUGUUCGCGGUGUAGAAGCCGCAGGGUCUCCGAGCGAGCUAUUCGCGGAACUCGACUCUCCGACCGGAGCACGGGCAAUGGCUCCGCCGCCGUCGCCGUCCUCGCCGACCCCGCCCCCGCCGCCGCCGUCGACCACCCCCCGCUGCUCCCCGUCUUCCCCCCCCGGCGCCGGCGCGAAGGGCACCAGCACGGCGGAGGUGUUAACCCGCCUUGAGGGCCAAGAAGCGUGGGAGAGGUCUGCGAACUCGAAGAUGUCAUCGCUGGGGGUGGAGAUGGUGGAGUUCAUGGUUUUGCCGGGAGAUGGAAGGCGGGUGCCGGUCGUGGUUUCCCCCCGCGGCGGCGGCGGCGGCGGCGGCGGCGGCGGCGGGAGGCGGACCCCGCCGCCUCCCGCCGGCGGCCGCUAUUUGGUGUCACCUCUUGAGGCGGUCGAGCCCGGAGGCGCCUUGCGCAGCAUGCGAGAGUCGUCGGCGUCGUCGUCUUCGGCGUCGUCGUCGGUGGGGGCGGGGGACAGGGUGAGUCUCCGGAGAGAGGAGCUGGCGGUGGCCAAGCAGGGGGCGACGCGGUUGGGUUCCCUGGUGAAGACGAAGUCGGGCCAAGUGGGCACGGUCCGAUUCUGCGGCCUUACGGAGUUCGCCACGGGACUGUGGCUCGGCCUGGAGCUGGACUUCCCCGAGGGGAAGAACGACGGGUCCAACCAGCUCAAGAGGCGGCACUCCGUCAACAGCAACCCACCGCUAUCGCGGAGCGGUUCCCCUACCGCCGCUGCUGCCGCCGCCCACCGGAAGGAGCGAGAGAGAACGCCUGGCCUGUCUUCGGAGGGUGACAAGGUCGUCCAGAAGAAGGCGAAGCUGGUCGGCGACAAGGGCAGCGCGCCGGUGCUGGGAGCGGCGGACGUCGCCUCGAUGAAGAAGGGAGCGGUCGCGGAGAAGAUCGCGCUCAUGGAGGCGACGUUCUCGUCGACCUCCGCUGCCGCUGCUGCAUCGACCCCGCGCGCCGGCCCGGUCACCGGGAAGGGCAACGACCCGGGCUGGGCGAGGCUUAACGCCACCGGCAGCUGGUCGAGUAACGGCAGCUGGCGAUCAGCCGGGGGGUCUACCCCCGCCGAUACGGACCCGAGUCCCAAGGACGCCGGUGACGCCGGUGCCCCCGCCGCCCCCGCCGCCGCCGUGGUCGGCGUUUUUUCCUUCUCGAAGGUGAACGACUCGGCGGCGACAGCAAUCCCCCCGGCCGAGACAGAGGGCAGCUCAAACGCGGCGGUAUCAGUUGCCGGGGCGAGUUGCGGCGCGCCGAGCAGCCUUGUUUCGAGAACGGACGACCAGACCGUGCCGUCGGCGUCUGCCGCCGAUACCGGCGACGGUGCUUCCGCCGCCGCCGCCGCCGCCGCCCCCGGGGGGUGUGUGCCUGGCGAUGGUAGCACGGCGACCACCGUUGCUGUGGAGAGCAACCCGGGAGGUUAUACUCCACGGCCCCAUACCGCUCCCUACGGUGACACGGGCGGGCCUGGCAGCAGCGGCGACGCUUUCGGAACGACGGCUUCGGAGUCGGGGGUGGCAGACGUCGCCGAUGUCGAGCUGGGUGCGGCGGCCGAGCCGGACAACCGGGAAGGCGUCUCCGCUGUGCAGGCUAUCAACGCUGAUUCGGGGGCUGGUGGACUGGCCCGCGAUGAUGCGCCGGAGGCGCAAGCGUUGGGCGCGGAGGCAGGAAGAGAACUCGGUUGCCAGGGCGGUGUGUUGGUGCCGCCAGAGACCGACGAAGGGGAAGGCGUUGGGCCUGGACACGACGAAGUAUCAGAGCCUGGUGCGGAAGAAGUGGAAGUUGGUGAAAGCGAGAGUGGGUCCACUGCGGGCGUGGGAGACGCUGGCGGGGAUGGUCUAGACGUGUCGGACGGCCUGUUGCCGCCGUCAGAGACCGGCAACGGCUCCCUCGAGCAUGGCCAUGAACAAGCAGGGGCUGAUGGGGAAGGUGUGAGCGAAAGCGAGAGCGAAAGCGAAGGCGAGAGCGAGGGCGAGAGCGAGGGCGAAAGCGAGAGCGAAAGCGAGAGCGAAAGCGAGAGCGAAAGCGAAGGCGAGAGCGAGGGCGAAAACGAGAGCGAAGGCGAGAGCGAAGGCGAGAGCGAAGGCGAGAGCGAAGGCGAGAGCGAAGGCGAGAGCGAAGCCAGUGCAGCCGAUGCGGGCGCGGAAGACGUUGGCGAUGAUCCGGACGCUUCGGUCGGUUCGAUGACGCCGUUGGCGACCGACGACAACACCCUCGAGCAUGGGCACAAAAAAUCCGAGGCUGAUGGGGAGGAAUUGAGCGAGAAAGACUCGAGUGUAGCCGAUGCGGGCGUGGGAGACGUUGGCGAUGAUCCCGGCGCUUCGGCAGGUGUGUUGACGCCGUCAGCGACCGACGAGAACACCUCCCGGCAUGACCAUGAAGAAUCAGAGGCUGAUGGGGCGGCGGUGAGAGUGGGCGAAAGCGAGGGCGUUGCUGCGGACCCGGGGCACGUUGGCGAUGAUCUGGACGCACCUGACGUCAUGAUGAUGCCGUUUGCGACUGACGACGACAGCUUCCAGCACGGGCAUGGAGACUCAGAGGCUGAGGGGGAGGCAGUGGAAGAGGGCGGUACGGGCAUGGGACACGUUGAUGAUGACCUUGACGUGUCGGAGACUCUAGCAGCGACAUACGAAUCCGAAGACGAUAUUUCCCGCUCAGGGGGUGCCAGGGAGAACGUACGUGGAGAAUCAGAGGCCGAGGGGGCAGAAGAAAGCGUGAGAGAACCGAGUCCCAUGGAGGGUGGUGGCCACGGCGUUGGCGGGAUCGUGGGUAGUGACGGAAGCAGAGCGCCGGGCCGCGGUAAGCGCCUCGCAGCGUGCUGCCUCGGCGUAACCGUGCCGAUUGCCGUGAUCGUGAUGAUGCUGGCGGCGGGGGCGGCGCUGAUCGCCGGACCGCCCGCCACCCCGACAAUCAUCCCCGCUACCCUCGACCGCGCGUUCGGGGCGGCGAUGGACGCAGCCUCCCGCGUCAUGCCAACAGGCGGCGGGGGCGGCGAGAUGACCGAGCGUCUUCGCGGCGCCCUACGGGAUGCGUACUUGAGUGUCGUGGACCCAAGCGCCCCAGGUCCGACCGACUCGGGGAGCGGGGCGGCAGCGGGGCAGGAGGAGGAAAAGAAUAAUGCCCCCGUAAGCACGGAGGAAAGCUUACCGCCCCGUAGGCGAGGAAAGGUGGGACCGCCGGUAUUGUCCGAGAAGCAGGGGAGGGUUAGGCCGGCCCAGUCGGAGCCGACCCCUAGGGCGGGGCAAGAGGCCCGUAGCGAGGACGGAGGCGUUGCUGCCGCGGGCGAGAGGCCCGAGCGGCGCCACCUUCCCCUGGACGAGAAGGAAGGGCGCGCAGGUCGGCGUCGCCAAGAGAUUACGGCCGGCGGCGGCGGAAGCGGCGGGGAGCUCCACGAUCGGGAGCUGCGGCUGCCGCUGGACGACGGAGGAGCGGAGGCGGGGGCAAGGGUGGCCACGACGACGGUGCCGCCGAAGGCGGCCGUCAGCUCUGUGUCGAUACCUUUACCCGACGGCGUCGGCCUCGAAGAGACGGCCACGGCGGCGGCGGCGGCGGCGACGGACGGGAAGGCGCCGCCCGACGACCUGACAGAAGUCGAAGCGACCGCCGUGACUACUCCGACACUCGUCGCUGUCUACCGGGCAGCCUUGGCUGAUAGACCGUUCGACGCACGGGUUUUAGCUGUUGCCGAGGGUACCGGAGCAGCGACAUCGGCGGUGGCACGAGGGCCGGUGCCGGAGGCUGCAGUGCCCCCCGAGGACGGCGGCAGCGGCGGCGGCGCUACAUCGACGGAGGAGGCGUUAUCGGGUGCCGCCAGGGACGAAGGCGACCACGAGUUGCCCGGAACGACGGCGGAGGGUUCCAGGACCGCUGCUGCUAUUGCUGUGCUGAUGUCGUCCCCGACUGUUGGCGUUGCCGGUGAGGCCGGCCCGCCGAAACGGAGGGCGGCGAAAACGCCGGCGGAUGGCGCGGAAUCGGCGCCGAAGCCGACGACCACCGGUUCGGUGACCAACGGGACGCCUGACGGCAUCGGCACGGGCGAGGGCGCCGACGAUGACAAGAGCGAGAGCGACGAGGCAGCAGAGGGGAUCGCAGCCGUGACGGGGGCGGCGGCGACGGAAAGCCUGACGGCCGGCGACAACAGCGCCACGGACAAUCUCGACGACGAUAAGAAGAGCGCCGAGGGAAAAGAGCGGAUCUCAGCGGCAGAGGCUGCGGGUGUUCUUCUUCAGGAGGAAACGGGCUCGGUGGGGGUUGAGGAGGGACGGACGGAUGCAGCGAACAGCAAUCUCGGCGAUGGCGACGACGGCGACACGGGCGAGAAGAGCACCGAGGGAGAAGAGCGGAUCGCAGUGGAAGAGGCUCCUGGUGUUGUUCAUCAGGAGGAAGCAGGCUCGGUGGAGGUGGGGGAUGAGGACGACGGCGACACGGGCAAGGAGAGCACCGAGGGAGAAGAGCGGAUCCUAGGGGCAGAGGAUGCGGGUGCUGUUCUUCGGGAGGAAAUGAGUUCGGUGGAGGUGGGGGAUGAGGACGACGGCGACACGGGCAAGGAGAGCACCGGGGGAGAAGAGCGGAUCGAAGUGGAAGAGGCUGCGGGUGUUGUUCUUCAGGAGGAAGCAGGCUCGGUGGAGGUGGGGGAUGAGGACGACGGCGACACGGGCAAGGAGAGCACCGAGGGAGAAGAGCGGAUCCCAGGGGCAGAGGCCGCGGGUGCUGUUCUUCCGGAGGAAACGGGUUCGGUGGAGGCUGGGGAGGGACGGACGGAUGCAACGACGGCGGGGGUUGUGGAGGGAGGAGGGAAUCAGGACGGGGUCGACGACGAGGACGAGGAGAGGGAAGACGUGGCCGAGAUGGGACCGGGAGCGGGGGAAGAGAACGACUCCGAGCCGUCGCUCCCGGGGUUCAUGCGGCCCGAUGGGGGCAUGGUCACCGUGGAGUUCUUGACCGGGUGCAGGGCGGCGAAGAUCGCCCCCGGCCUGUCGGAGGGGUGCGAGUCAACCCCGAUGCUGCUGGGGCACACCGGAAAGAACUUGAUGGAGCUUAUCAGGCCGGGGAAGAAGGGCAAGGUGGCCUGGAGAUCCCGCAAGUCUCUCAUCAAGAUAGCCAAGCAGUCCGUGGCGUCCAAGGUGUCCUCCCUGUUCCGCCGCAGAAGCGAAUCUCCGGAGGGGGGGGGACCCUCGGGACCCGUCCCCCCCCAGGCCAUCGCCGGCCUUUACCUAAGGGAAACCUCCGACGGCAGGCUGGCCUUGAUGAAGAAGGAUCCCUCCGGCGGGAGCGGCGGCGUUGGCGACGGUGAUAUGGAUGGCGAAGACCUCGGUGGGGCGGCGGGACACGACGUGGAGGAGUUCGGGGUUUUGCUGGGAGGCGUUUCGGGGGCGGGAGCGGGGGCGGGAGAGGUCGGUGGUGGAGUGGGAGAUGGCGGGGUCGACGGAGAGGAGAAGUAUGCAGCGAUGCUCACCCCGGGCGGGGGCCUGUGCGUCUUCGGCACCCGCGGCGGGGUGCGGUGCAUGUCCCGGGGUGUCCACCGCUGGGCGACUCACGCCACGGGAGGCGAAGUUGCGUAA